CACCUGCCUAAUUUUUCUAAUUUUUGUAGAGAUAGGUGUUGCUGUGUCACUGAAGCUGAUCUUGAACUAGACUCAAGUUAUUCUCCUUCCUUGGCCUCCCAAAGUGCUGAGAUUAAAGGCGUGGGCUAUCAUGCCCAGCUACUGUGUUUUUUAAAAAAAAUUAUGGUAAAAAAAAAAAAUUGUGGCAAAAUAUACAUACCAUGACAGGGCCCAUGCUUUUUGCCAUCACACUCUCCUUUCUACACAUCCUAAUUCCUCUGCUUGAAGAGCCUUCUCCUAAGUCUUUACAUAGUUAAGUCCUGUUGUCUCAGGAGAUUGGGUCAUAGGUUACUGCCUUAGUCUGUUUUCUGUUGCUAUAACAGAAUGACACAGACUGGGUGAUUUAUAAAGAAAAGUUUAUUUAGGGUAUGGUUCUAGAGGCUGGGAAGUCCUAGAGUAUGAUGCUGUGUAUGACAGGGCUUUUGUACUGCUAGGGAGAGAGGGCAAGUACAUGCCAGCUCAGGUCUCUCUUCUUGUAAAGCCAUCAAUCCCAUCAAGGGGACCGCACCCUGAUGAGCCUAUCUAAUCCUAAUUACCUCCCAAAGGCCCCACCUCCAAAUACCAUCAACAUAUGAAUUUGCGGAUUAAGUUUCUAAGACGUGAACUUUGGGGGAUAUAUUUAAGCCCUAGCAGUUACACUGUCUAGAAAGCCUUUCCUACUCUCUUUCAGUCUGGCUCCAGUUUAUCUCCUCUAUGCUCUCAGUGAGCUGUGGGUCAGAGGCAGCCCUAAAUUUAUCAUUCCCAAUGGUAAUUGCAAUGUUACCUCUCUGUAGCUGCUGCUACCCCCAUAGUGGACUACAGCCUCCCUGAGAGCAGGAGUCAGGGUUCAUCUUUAUGAUCUCAGUGCCCAACAACAUGCCCUGUAAGUGUUUAUGGGAUGGAGAGAGGGAGGCCCUGUAUGGAUUUUCUUUUCUAAAAUUGGAAAACAAAAUAAUUGACUCUGAUUAAAACUGAUCACAGAAGACAAUUUUUUUUUACAAUGAAAAAUAGAAAACAAUAGGCUAAAGAAACACUGAGAAAUGCUAAUCUAGGUCAGGUUCCACAUGGCCAGAUGCCUAUAUUUUUAGUUUGUCAGAUUUUAUCUCUUGCAAAGAAAAAAAAUCCCCAGGACGUAGAAGAGAAAGGAAAUGCUUUUGUUUUUCAAAUUGUGAAACUGUAGUUUCCAUGACCUCAUUGUGAGGCAAUCCCUCUUCUUGGAGAUAAAAUCCCUCUUCUUGGAGAUAAUUUAUCUUCUCUUAAAGUGCAGCAUCUAAUUUAGGGCUCAGUGAUUUGUGAUGAUUCAGAGAGGAUCAGAGAACAUAAUUUUAAAGCCUGGAAAAUGAUGGCCAUGAGGAGUAUACACAGAAAUUGAGAUUGUUGGGGCUGGAGCAUAGAAAGGCAUAAAGAUCUGUGCCAGUAAGUCAACAAGGAUACAGUGUCGCCUACUGGUGGGCAUACACAGACUUGUUUUCUACUGGGGAGUCCACCCAGGGAGAGAAUUACCAGCGCCAGAAACAGCAGUUGCUGCCAUCCAGCAGCAUCGUAGAUUACAAAAUACAACAGUGUUGUCUCUUUGUAAUUGUGUAAGCCACAACAUUUGCCAUAUAAUUUUCCUUUCUGAUUUGAAUUUGAUUUACUGUCCUUGAAAUUCCCUAGUGUUAAAAACUUAAUUCGUAAAUGCUAAGACAAGAAGCCAAUUUUCCUAUUAUAAGAAAUAGCAAAGUACCUUCCAUUUUUGAAGACUUGCCUACAAAACUUAAAAAAAAAAUUCCAGGCAUGUGGGAAAUUCAGCUUCAUUAAAAUAGUGUUUAAUUAGAAAGGAAAGAGAGUUACAUUUGUAGAACAGAGCAAUUUGAUUAUAUUUGAACUAUUAAAUAGAUUAAUUUUCAGGGUGGUCAUUCUUAUAUGCAUUUAAUUGACACUAAAUUAUAUUAAGAAUUUAAUUUUAGCUCCCUUUACAAAUUGGCCAAUGCCCAAUCACCCCUGAUAGACUAAUAAGAUUUCUACUCUGCUGUGGUUUUUAUUAAUCCUCAUUACUACUCACAGAGGAAAAACCUAAGUUUUUCCCCCACUCUCCCCCACUGAGUUCAACAGCCACAUUCUGGAACUGUUUCAACAGAAUGUGAGCAUUAUUGUAAAUUCUUGGGACCUCAGACCCAAAUCCAAACCCAAACAGACCUUCCUGCCUAUUCUGCCUGCAUCACUGGCGUCACAAGCCAGUAAAGGACUAGUGCUUCACUUAAAAAUCCCCUUGCGAGCUAUUUCUUGAUCCUCUUUUCUCUCAGGAUCUCUCAUGAUCUUUCUCUGUUUGUGUUGGAGGCUGUUUGUGUGUUUAGUUAACACAAGCUUCGUGCAGUCUAAGAUUCCUGACUUAGCAAGAUCACCUGCUGCUAAAUCCACCUCCAGCCUCUGCACAAGAAGGACCAUGUCUAAAUGGAAAGGAUGCUGUGAAAUAGGCUCUGGAAGCUUCUCACCGGGCUCGAGGUCAGUUCUUAGCUGGGAUUGCUGUGUGGUGACGGCAGGCUUUUCCUCUUCUAAGCUAGAGAGCACAGGCAUGUGACAGUCGGGCUUCUUGUUCCUCUCAGCACUCCACUGCCAUCCCUGCUCCCAUGGAGGAGUGCAGCAGUUAGCCUUCUAAGAAAGUAAGUCAGUAUCACUGCACAAAGUGAUGGGUUUAUUUUUUUAUCUUUAUAUGUUCAUAGUCAUUCUAUUUGCUUCUGUUUUUGAGCCAUUGCUUGACGAUGCUUUUCCCCCCCUUCAGUUUUUGCUAGAAAUACUAUAUGUAGGGUUUUGAGAUGAGGUAAUAAUAGCCUCUCAAGCCUUUCCUCAUAAAUCAGUAGCUUUUGUGUCUUGCAGAAAUGUCACUUAGUUAAGUGAUCCUGAGUGUAGGCUAUUUGUAAUUUGGGAGGGGACAGGGAAAUAAUGGAUUUGUAAUAUCCAGGGGCCCAGUUUGAAAUGGUAUGCAUGGAUUAAUUUUGUCACUUGUUUUUUUAAGGGAAGAGUCCUUGAAAGAGACUAUUAAAUAUUUCUGCUUAUUUGUAGGACACUAUUGCAAUUGCAAAAGCUUAAAGUAAGAAAAUUAGUUUGAGAUGAGUGCCACUGCUCUUGUCUCAAAAUAGAUUCUUUCAUAUUAACCUUUAAAAAAAUUUUUUUUUCAGGUAUCCUUAUUUUAUCUAAUAAAAAAGUGUCAGUAAGGACAGAUAGUGUGUUUUCAUGAGACCAAAUUGAGAUCGACCAUAUUUUUUCCUCCUCUGUCCCCUAUCAUGUUGACCCAUGGAGUUAAUACAAUCUUAUGAUUUAUUCUAUUAUGUAUCAUACAAUAAAGUUUCAGCUUAUUCUGUAAAUGCGGACCACAGUUUGAAGAAUAUAAUAUAUACAGCCUCACAUAGUAUGAGAUUUGAGAUUGACUUUUAAAAAUUAUUCUUAAUAAAGUGGAUAUUUUCUAAAUUAAAAGAAAAGAUAAUAUUUGGAGAAAUGGGGUUGAAUUGGUUGAGACAUCUUAUUUUUGUUGCUAUUUUUAAAGUUUGAGUUCUGAUGGUCUUCCCAGAGGCAUGGCUACUGCAUGUUUCUGAUUCCCUAGUAGAGCUUCACCUUCAAACACUUUACCCCAAGCAUACCGAUUUUUGUCUUAGUAAAUAUGGUCUCUGGCCCUAAAAGACAAAAGAGGUUGUAGAAAUUCUUAUAGGAGUCUAAUUAUAAAGCUGACACUUAGAGCUAUACUUACUUUUUACAGCUCGGAUUUGGUAAAAUUCUGGUCUACGUUAGUAAAUUUGUUAUUAUCUUAAGUAUUGGAUUCAUAGCUCUAAAAAUAUGAUACAAUUGAUUCUCUGUUUGCAGUGAUUUCAUUUUGUUCCUGAUAUCUGCUUAUCUCCAAUAACAUUACUUGAAUGAAGGAACAAGAAAAUCCAUUCCUCGCUGCCGACAGAUCAACAGGAUGCUCUCCAAUGAAUCCUUACACCCUCCCGCGUUCAGCCGCUCCAACUCGCAGGCCUCGGUGGACAGCGCGUCCAUGGAGGAUUUCUGGCGGGAAAUAGAAAGCAUUAAGGAGAGCAGCAUGGGCGGGCAGGAGGAGCCACUGCCAGCCGAGGCCAAGCCCGUGGAUGAAGGAGAACUGGAAGCAGAGUGGCUGCAAGAUGUGGGUUUAUCAACGCUGAUCUCAGGUGAUGAAGAGGAAGAUGGUAAAGCCUUGCUGUCCACAUUGACUCGAACCCAAGCAGCUGCAGUGAAAAAGAGAUACAAUACCUACACUCAGACCAUGAGGAAGAAGAAUAAGCAAUCCGUCAGGGAUGUCAGAGACAUCUUCGGAGUCAACGAAUCUCCUCCAGGUAAUACCUGUGACAACCAUACUCUUCAGCUGGAUGGCACUCAAGAAGGAAAAGAGCCACCAGGAGUUAUCCAAACAAGUGGCCCCAAGCCAGGUGGUGCUUCUCUCAACAGUACUACCCUGUCUGAUACGUCCCAGGUUGAAGAAGAGAGUUUUGCCGUUCCCAGGAGUGGCUCUGUGUCUAUACUUGAGACCAUUCCAGAUAUACCGGUUCAUUCCAAUGGAUCACCAGACCCCGGGCAGCCCGUUCAGAACGCCAUGAGUGAUAAUGACUAUUUGGAAAAGAACAUUCCACCAGAAGCUGAAGAACUAUCUUUUGAAGUGUCUUAUUCAGAAAUGGUUACAGAGGCUCCAAAAAGAAAUAAACUUAAGAAGUCAGAGAUUAAGAAAGAAGACUAUGCUUUAACUAAACUCAUUGUCCAGAAAACGCGAUCUGGCUUAACGGAAGCAGGAGAUCUAUCUGCUGAAGACAUGAAGAAAAUCCGCCACCUCUCUCUGAUUGAGCUGACUGCCUUCUUUGAUGCCUUUGGAAUUCAGCUGAAAAGAAACAAAACAGAGAAAGUAAAAGGGCGAGACAGUGGGAUUUUUGGAGUUCCACUCACAGUCCUCCUGGAAAAUGACCGCAGGAAAGACCCUGGCGUGAAAGUCCCCCUGGUGUUACAAAAAUUUUUUGAGAAAGUUGAGGAAUCGGGUCUGGAAUCAGAAGGCAUUUUUCGACUUUCAGGAUGUACUGCCAAAGUCAAGCAAUACCGUGAAGAACUGGAUGCCAAGUUUAAUGCUGAUAAAUUUAAAUGGGACAAAAUGUGCCAUAGAGAAGCUGCAGUUAUGUUGAAAGCAUUUUUCAGAGAACUGCCCACAUCUCUCUUUCCUGUGGAAUAUAUACCUGCCUUCAUCACUCUGUUGGAAAGAGGACCUCACGUCAAAGUACAAUUCCAAGCCUUACACCUCAUGAUCAUGGCACUGCCUGAUGCCAACAGGGAUACAGCCCAGGCCCUCAUGACGUUCUUCAAUAAAGUGAUUGCCAACGAAUCAAAAAACCGAAUGAGUAUGUGGAACAUUUCUACUGUAAUGGCACCAAACCUUUUCUUCAGCAGAAGCAAACAUUCCGAUUACGAAGAAUUACUGUUAGCAAGCACCGCGGCCCACAUCAUCCGCCUCAUGCUUAAGUACCAGAAAAUCUUGUGGAAGGUUCCAUCUUUCUUGAUCACUCAAGUGAGGAGGAUGAAUGAAGCCACCAUGCUGUUGAAGAAGCAGCUGCCAAGCGUGCGGAAGCUGCUCAGGAGGAAGACCAUAGAACGGGAGAUUACAAGCCCCAAGACUUCAAAGGUAUUACAAAAAUCACCCUCUUCAAGAAGAAUGUCUGACGUGCCCGAGGGAGUCAUUCGCGUCCACGCUCCUCUUCUCUCCAAGGUGUCCAUGGCCAUUCAACUCAACAGUCAAACCAAAGCCAAAGACAUACUGGCGAAAUUUCAAUUUGAGAACAGUCGUGGUUCAUCAGAAUGUAUUAAGAUUCAGAACCAAAGGUUAUAUGAAAUUGGAGGAAAUAUAGGACAGCAUUGCUUGGAUCCAGAUGCUUACAUAUUGGAUGUAUAUCAUGCAAAUCCUCAGGCAGAAUGGGUGAUUAAGCCCCAAGCAAGUCCUUGAAGUGCCCUCAAGAUGGCUGCCAUCGUGUAUCACACGCCACGAGGACCCUGCGUUCAGUGGAGAAAACAACGCUG
This is a messenger RNA of Microcebus murinus (gray mouse lemur), 6060 nucleotides long. The record is from RefSeq and is a predicted model, not a curated record. Lineage: Eukaryota; Metazoa; Chordata; Mammalia; Primates; Cheirogaleidae.